This is a messenger RNA of Thelazia callipaeda (thelaziosis nematode), 3360 nucleotides long. The record is from the annotation of a GenBank genome assembly. Lineage: Eukaryota; Metazoa; Nematoda; Chromadorea; Rhabditida; Thelaziidae.
AUGUUAAUGUCGCCAGUAACUCCAAGCAAAGAAAAAAAUAUCCCCUCAUUUCGUCCACGUGGAAGAGGUAAAAGGCAACCAGAUCUCAAUGCCUCAUCUGGCUUAAUUAAAGUUGCAGCCAGUGUUGGAGGAGAAAAUAUGGAAUCUCUAAGUAAUAAAACCGAUAAAAAACUUGUUUCGGAGAUGGUUUUGCAACAGUCUUCAGCUUGUGGAGCAAGUGGUGUGGUUACGACAUUGGAUUCUCAUUCAGAACAUUCUACAUCGUCUUCUGAUAAUACAGCACUGACAAAAAAAUGUGAUAGUAACUCAACUCCACCCUCAGUUUCUGACCAGGCUUCCUCGGUUUCAAAAGGUGUUACAACAUUCAGGGAUUCUGUGCAUAGUUCAGCAGUUGAUUCUGUACAUAGUUCAGCAGUUGAUUCUGUGCAUAAUUCAGCAGUUGAAUCUAUACAUAGUUCAGAAGUUGUUUCUGUACAUAGUUCAGCAGUUGAUUCUGUGCACAGUUCAGCAGUUGGUCCUGUGCAUAGUUCAUCUGUAUAUGAUGAUUCUCGGUCUCAGACGUCCUAUACCGAUACGACAGAUUCUGAUGUGCCAGAAAUGGGCCAAGAAAUUUUUUUCAGCAAUCAAACUAUUCGCAAUUUUGGACCAUCACCUUGCUUAAUGGCACCAAAGUUGCCUCCAGCUGUUCAACGAGAAAAGGUUUUUGUAAAAACUAACGUUUUUCCUUUGGAAAUUGAAAGUCGAGUUGUAUAUCGUUAUGACGUUCGCAUGUAUGCGAGUCGUGUGGAUACAUCACAGGAACGAACUAGAGAUCUCUGCAGAGGGGACAGAGAUGAGUACGUUUCUGCUUUCAAAUUCAUUCGUUUUCAUUUAAAAUCUGGCAAUGUGUCUACAGAGCCCGUUUGCAUGCUCAGCUGUGGAAUAACAUUGCGCCACAGAAAAUGUAUGCUGUUGAUGAGACGCGCUCUAGAGUUAUACCGCGUUCUUAAUGAAAAUGCCGCAUAUUUAUACGAUUUAUCGAGCACAUUAUUCACAAAUGAACCAAUUAAUAAGGAUUUGCCACCUCGCUUGAAGCUUUCAUUGGAACAGCUGACCCCAGAACUGCGUGAUAUAAUCGGUGCUUGCGAUGUAACAAUCGAGAUAUCACCAUGUACAGAAAAUGCGCAUACAUUUAAUGUAUCGGAUUAUCGAAGUUCAGUGUCAAAUGAUUUGGCUCGUCAGGAUCGAUCAUUUCGACAAUUUUUCGAAAUUCUUACAAAUAAUAAUGCUUUGCAGAAAGGAACACAUUAUGCAUUCGGCUGUGGUAAGCUGUUUUUGGUGAAUGGUAAAAAGUUUAACUUGAACGAUCAACCAUUGAAUGAAGGCAGAACCUUGAUAUCCGGUGUCGAAAAAGGAAUACGCUUUAUUGAACGUUCAGAUGGCAACAUCAUACCCGCACUUAUCAUUGAUUUGAAAAAAGCUGCGUUCUUCGACGCUAUUCCAUUAGAGGAAAUGGUUCAGAAAGUGUUGAGAAGUGAUAAUGCUCCAGUUCCUGUUCUAGAUCGAGAUCGCUUUUCGUAUUUCGUGCGAAGAUUUAACGAUAUGAUUCGAGUUCAUAUAUAUAUGAAACUUUCUGUUGGCAAAAAUGUGCCGCAUAUUCCAAUGUUACAAUAUUAUGAACAGCAGGGUUAUCACAUUCGGUCAGAUUGGCCAGCAGUACGUUUAGAAACAAGAGUUGGAACUUCUUAUUUUCCAAUAGAAGUGCUGCGAGUUGCUCCUUUCCAGCGAGUUCCAUUAUGUAAGCAGACUCCGUUGCAGAUGAAAAGUGCUAUCAAAGAAUGCGCGGUGCUUCCAUAUGAACGUUUUCGUGAUAUCAAGCGAAAUCUACAGGCUCUUAACUUAGAUGUUACUACUCGUUAUAAUCCGUUUAUGGCUGCUUUUGGAGUGCGAAUCAAUGCCACAUCGCUCACCGUUGAAGCUCAUCGUCGUGUUGCACCAAGAGUACAGUAUUCUAAUGCAGUUGUCAACAUCGAUACUAGAAAUGCAAACUGGCGAAUGACUGCAAAAGGGUAUUUAGUGAGUGCAUAUCUCCGUUGUUGGUACAUAUUUUAUGAUGAUGUUAGAGAUGGUGACAUGGUCAUGACAUUUGCAAAAAUUCUGAUUCGGGAAUGCUACAGAAAAGGCAUACAAAUGGUUAAUCCAGUUAUUAGAAAUGUUCCGUUUGAAUGUCUGGAAAAAGUUUUUAAACAAAUCCGUGGAACAUAUCCAAAAGAACGAGUGUUUAUCAUGUAUAUCGAUUCCCGGGAUGACACUCAUGAUGACUUGAAGUUAUGCGAGGCUCUUUAUCGUAUAAUCACUCAGCACAUACAUGUAUUACGAGCUCGUGAAGCGCCCAAAAAACCUGCUACACUAGAGAAUAUAAUCAAUAAGUUGAAUUGCAAGAAUUUUGGGCAGUGUUACGGAAUUGUACCAGAGUCUUUUGCAACUAAUAAAUGGAUUUCGACUGGAAAAACUCUUAUCAUUGGUUAUGAUGUUUGCCACCCUGAGCCUCAGUCAAAACACGAAAGAAGGAUGAAGAUUGCUCCCUCACAGCCAAGUGUUCUGGGAAUCAGUUUCAAUGGUGCUGUUUGUCCCGAAACAUUUAUCGGUGAUUAUUCAUACCAAGAGCCUCGUAAAGAACAAGUAACAAGCUCUAUUUUGGAAGAAAGAAUGCAAUGGAUUCUGGGUCUUUUUCAAGCGAAUCGUAAUGGCAUGCUACCUGAGCUUAUAAUCAUUACACGAGAUGGAGUUUCAGAAGGGCAGUUCAAAAUGGUUAUGGAAGAUGAGGUCGAAGCUCUUCGUCAAGGAAUGCGCAAUUACGGGAAAAAAGUUGGAAUCAAGAAUUACUCACCAAGCAUUGUUUGUAUAAUUGCUUGUAAAAGGCACAAUAAGCGUUUCGCGAUUGACAAUGGUGGGAAAUUCAGAUGUCGCACUCUAGAAAAUUGCUUGCCUUUAACUGUAAUUGAUCGAGAUAUUACACGUCCAGAUACAACGGAGUUUUUCAUGCAAUCUCAUAAAGUUAUUAAGGGUACUGGGAAGUUACCGGCUUAUUCUAUUCCUCUCAAUGAAGCGCAUUUAAAUAUGGAUGAAGUACAAGCAUUAAUGAUGGCAUUAUGCUUCACUCAUCAAAUUGUUAAUCAAGCAAUUUCAAUUCCGGAACCAAUUUAUCAGGCUGAUGAGUGGGCCAAAAGAGGUCGAAACAAUUUCAAGGCAAUGUUACGUCGUGCUCGUGGAAAAACGUGUUUGCCGACUCUAGCGAACAAAACCAUUGACUGGAGUCGUAUUACUCAGAGUCUUUGUUACAUGAACUCAGCAUUAGAAUUAACACGAGCCAAUGCAUGA